AGAAUAUGAUUUUAAAAAAGAACCCCCUGUUGAAAUGUGGGACGUAAAGUACGUAGAGUAAUAUAUAUUUUUGAACAUUGAUUUUAUUACACACUGAACACGGUGAUUUUACUGAUCGCAACAUGAAAUUCGUUUCAACAGCGUUGCUGUUUCUGGUGUCUCUAUUUGGUGUAAAUCUAACAUGUCUUCAUAAAGGUUGUCCCCUGACCCCUGGGUUAAAGAUUGAACAUCUAGAAGCAGCUAUACAAGUAGGUCUGCGUCCUAGUGAGAUUUGGAAAGACAUAUUUCGAGUGGUACAGUGGAAUAUUUUGUAUGAUAAAAAAAAUGGAUCGGACAGCUGGGAAAAUAGGAAAAAAGAUCUAUGUGAUUAUAUCAGAAGGAUGAAACCAACGGUUUUUGGUCUCCAAGAAGUUAUGAGACAUCAACUUGAUCACCUCAGAUCAUGUCUACCAAGAUACAACUUUGUUGGUCGACCUAUAGACAGUACACCAGAUGCAUUAUACAACCCUGUAUUCUACGAAAAAUCGAGUCAAAUACAAUAUAUCGACAGCGGUACAUUUUGGUUGAGCGAGACACCGGAUCAGUCCGGUACAAUGCUGCGUAAUGCAAAUUACAGUCGCAUUUGCAGUUGGGUUAAACUGAACUAUUACAAUUCGGUGACGUGGAAAACAAUUUUUGUAGCGACAACACAUAUCACAUACACAGAUGAAGAUAUCGCAGACCAGCAAGUUAAAAUUUUGUUGAAUUAUCUCCUUCACAACGUUUUGAAAAACAAACCAUAUCCGAUCAUCCUAACUGGUGAUUUUAACUGGGAUGAUCUUUCCGCAAUGUACAACACAAUGGAGCAAAGUAACUGGUUCCACAACAGUAUGGCUAUUGCACGGCUUUCUCUUCCUCAGCUUACAGCCUUGGAUCCUUACGCGGGUUUGGUCGACUACAUAUGGAAGUCAAAUGCAGUGAGUUUGUUGUCAGCUACGAUGAUGGAUACAAGACCGAAUGGAAGAAUGCUGUCCGAUCAUCGACCUGUGUUCGGUGCGUUCCUGCUGUAAAAAAAAAUUCUUUUAUUGUAAACAAUGAAUACUCUUUAACCUAAAAUUCGUGUUUGCACGUGCAUGAAA
Hydractinia symbiolongicarpus is the source of this 1118-nucleotide messenger RNA. RefSeq lists its product as uncharacterized. The transcript has 2 exons. The record is from RefSeq and is a predicted model, not a curated record. Gene Ontology annotation, molecular function: 3'-5'-RNA exonuclease activity. Bases 123 to 1049 code for a protein of 308 amino acids. Lineage: Eukaryota; Metazoa; Cnidaria; Hydrozoa; Anthoathecata; Hydractiniidae.